AUGUAUUGUUGUCCACCGAUGCCAGCCGCGCCAUGUCCGCCAGCAUGUCCACCGAAACCGACGAAAGAUUCCUCCUCCAAGUACUACAGGGAGAUAGGGACGGCCAUGAUCGGCAAUCAGCUGAUAAUUCGCAUGGAGAAGAAGAAAGGUAAAUCGAAGAAAUCCCGCGACUGGGAUCCUCCGUGCGACUGCGACGUGGUGGAGAUACAGAGGCCCUCGAGCAAGGAGGGUCCUAAAAUACUGAAGGGGCCUGAUAACAAUAGGAUCCUGUUUCGAGUCGAGUCCAAGUCCUACUUGUCCAGGAAGGACGAUAGAGACUCCAUGCCUCACGCGAUCUCUUACGAGGUUGGUCGGUGCACGGGAGGUCCGAACACGAACGACCAGUGCAGAACGUUCACCAUAUACCCCGUGAUGAAUCGUCCGGGGUCCCAGGAAGUGCACACGGAUCGCGUGACCGAGGGCGACCAAAACGUGUUCAUGUUGAGGGUGAAGAAGAUGCCAUCUUCCAGCGAUCAACCGAAGAGGAACGUCGAGCUGGAGCUCAGGACUCCGAAACCGCCGACGCAACUGGAAGUACAGCAAGCCAAGGAGAGUGUCCUCGGAUCGGAAAGGAAGGACCAGAAGAAGCUCGUACCUGAAGAAACGUCGAAGAAGGACGAGGCGAUCUCUCCCUGCGAUUUUCAAUUUUCCACCGAGAAAGAGCCGAGAAGAAAGAAGAGGAAGAAACGAUGCUGGGCGAUCCCACUUCCAAAGGUCCGUCAUAUCGACAAACCAGCGACCAUUUAUCGCCACUGUAAAAUGUAA
Messenger RNA from Hylaeus volcanicus, 804 nucleotides. RefSeq lists its product as uncharacterized. NCBI's taxonomy places the organism in Eukaryota, Metazoa, Arthropoda, Insecta, Hymenoptera, Colletidae. The record is from RefSeq and is a predicted model, not a curated record. The coding region runs from base 1 to 804 and encodes 267 amino acids. The transcript is spliced from 2 exons.